AUUUAUCAUGACUAGUUUCGACACAUACAUUCUGACUACGGAUUAUUCCGUUUACCUUAUCAGGAUAUAGGGCUCACGGCGGGUGUGACCGAUCGAGAAGGGAGGCACCUGAUCCCAUCUCUGGUGUGUCCAGAGGUCCGUGUUUGCCCAACUCUCUAUUUUAUAUUCCUUAUAGGAGUUAUGAGAUUGAUUACUGUUCCUUUUCUUCAGCUUUCACAUAAAGUAAAAUCUCAUCACGGAGGGUGUUAUACGCAUUUGAGGGGAAGGGAAUACGACACGGGAUAUGAAAUGAAUAGUAAACUAAAAACAUUCAAGGAAAAAUUUCUUCCAGAAUUCAACGAAUUCAAUCUGAAUUGUGGAGGAUGUUGUAUCGGGUAUUUGGAGAAAGAAAGAGGUUACUCAUAUAAGAGGGACAAUUUCCCUUUUGAAGGAGUAUGUUACUCAAGAAAUGAAGAUUUCUCUGGGGAAUAUAUUGAGGCUUAUGCGAAAUUUAGUCCUAGAGAUCGGGCUCUUCUUCAAACACCCCGACAACAAGAUUUCAAUCAUAGUUUAUUGGAAAACGAUCGAAGCUAUCAAUGUAAUGUUAAAAGCAUGCAACUUGGAGAAAAAGGGGACACAGCGAUUCAUUUCUACAGCGUUCUUAUAAUAAAAGCAGACCCAAAAGAGCUCCUUAACAUAAAAUUGAAAUUUAUUAGUGCCACCCUUAUAGAACGGUACUUACAAACACAGAACAAAACAAAUCUGUCAUGCACAGAAACAUCAUCAGGCAAAAUAAAAGGGUAUAUCCUUACAAUAGAAAAAAAAAAGUAAAUAAAGAAGUUAAACCUCACUCAUCAGAAGGAAAAGAAGAAGAAAAAGAUGAUGGUGGUGAUCUAGCUAACGAGUUUUAAAGGAAGACCAAAUUGGAAAACAAUUAAUGCAAUGGUUGAUAUUAACGCACCUAUAUUCCAGAAUAACAUCUGCAAAGAUAAACUCACAUGUACCAUUUUCCUGUAUCAAGGUUUAAAAUUCUUUUUAAAUGUGAAACUGUAUUGAAAUAAUGAAUACUGUUCAGCAAUAAAUGUUGAAAAAUGUUA
This is a messenger RNA of Ostrea edulis (European flat oyster), 1076 nucleotides long. RefSeq lists its product as uncharacterized. NCBI's taxonomy places the organism in Eukaryota, Metazoa, Mollusca, Bivalvia, Ostreida, Ostreidae. The transcript is spliced from 2 exons. Bases 181 to 810 code for a protein of 209 amino acids. The record is from RefSeq and is a predicted model, not a curated record.